GUCUGCUGCAGCUGACCUCGGGAAACUGCGCGGGUUUUCUUCGCUUGGAGUUAUACCGUGCAUCAGUUGUGUCUCCGUAUAGCUUUCUGUUUUGUUGAAGAUGGCUGAAACUCUUGAGGAUAAGCUUUAUAAAGCCGAAUACGCUAAAAGUGGACGUUCAUCGUGUAAAAAAUGCAAAGAGAGCAUUUCAAAAGGUUCGCUGAGAAUGGCCAUUAUGGUGCAGUCACCUAUGUUUGAUGGAAAAGUUCCUCACUGGCACCAUUUUUCAUGUUUCUGGCAAAGAGCUAGAGUGUUAUCUCCUGGUGAUAUUGAUGGAUACUCUGACUUGAGAUGGGAGGACCAGGAAAAGGUGAAAAAAGCCAUUGAAUCUGGUGAAGCUACUGCCACAGGGAUUGGUGGAAAAAAAGGUGAUGGUAGAUCUGAGAAGACAUUAAAUGAUUUUGCAGUUGAGUACGCAAAGUCCAACAGAAGCACAUGCAAAGGUUGUGAGCAGAAGAUUGAAAAGGAACUAAUUCGGUUAUCAAAGAAAAUGAUAGACCCAGAAAAACCACAACUUGGAAUGAUAGAUCGAUGGUACCAUAUUGCUUGUUUUGUCAGUCGAAGAGAGGAGCUUGGGUUCAUGGCAGCUUAUAAUGCAUCGCAAAUGAAGGGAUUUGCCAUUUUGAGAACAGAGGAUAAGGAAGAACUGAAACAAAGGCUACCAGUUUUGAAAAGUGAAGGAAAAAGAAAAGCUGAUGAAAUAGAUGGAGAUUUGUCCUUCAAGAAAAAAAUGAAAAAAUCAGAAAAGGAAGAUAAGCAACUGGAGAAACAAUUGAAGGAUCAAAGUCAGUUGAUCUGGAACAUUAAGGAUGAACUGAAGAAGUAUUGUUCACUAAAUGACAUGAGAGAGAUACUUAUUGCAAACAAGCAGGAAGUUCCUUCUGGUGAAUCUGCUAUCUUGGACAGAGUUUCUGAUGGCAUGGCAUUUGGUGCCCUGCAACCUUGUGAACAGUGUCAAGGUCAACUGGUCUUUAAAAGUGAUGGGUAUUAUUGUUCUGGAAACAUAACUGCAUGGACAAAAUGUGUUUUUAAAACACAGAUUCCUAAUCGCAAAGAAUGGAUUAUUCCCAAGGAAUUCCAUGAAGUUGUCUUUUUAAAGAAGUUUAAAUUUAAACCUCAAGACAGAUUGUUCGCCCCUGUACCUCCACAGUGUCAUCCUAAAACAACUGAAUCUAAUGCUUCCAGUAUAAAAGAGGAAACUGUUCCAAGUGACAAACCUCUAACUAAUAUGAUGGUCAUUUGUAUUGGCAAACUGGUGAAGAACAAAGAAGAGAUUAAAGCUGUAAUUGAGGAGCUUGGAGGAAAGUUAACUGGCUCAGCCAACAAAGCCACAAUCUGUAUUAGUACAAAGAAGGAAGUACAGAAGUUGUCCAAGAAGAUGGAAGAAGUAAAGGCAGCCAAUGUUCGUGUGGUUGUUGAGGAGUUUUUGUCUGAAGUAAAAACUUCUGGCAAGGCAGUUCAAGAGCUACUUUCUCUUCAUGCCAUCUCGCCCUGGGGAGCUGAAGUCAAACAGGAAACUCCUGUGAUAGUAACAAAAUCCACUGGUACACCGACAGGAAAGAGCUCUGGGAAAAUAAAGGAGGAAGAAGGCUCUAGCAAAUCAAAAAAAAUGAAACUAACUUUAAAGGGAGGAGCUGCAGUGGAUCCUGACUCUGGACUAGAGAAGUGUGCUCAUGUUCUUGAUCAAAAUGGAAAAAUUUUUAGUGCCACUUUAGGACUAGUGGAUAUAAGCAGAGGAACUAAUUCUUACUACAAACUUCAACUCCUAGAAGAUGAUAGUAAAAAGAGGUAUUGGGUGUUCAGAUCAUGGGGACGAGUUGGCACGACAAUUGGUGGUAACAAAUUAGAUAAGUUUUCUGACAAGAACUCUGCUAUUGAUGCAUUUGUGUCCAUUUAUGAGGAGAAAACUGGAAAUACAUGGCACUCCGCAAAGUUCACCAAGUUUCCCAACAAGUUUUACCCAUUGGAAAUAGAUUAUGGUCAGGAUGAAGAAGCAGUGAGGAGAUUGACAGCUAGUGCUGGAACUAAAUCUGUUCUUGCAAAACCAGUUCAAGAGCUCAUUAAAAUGAUUUUUGAUGUGGAGAGUAUGAAGAAAGCUAUGGUGGAGUUUGAGAUUGAUCUUCUUAAGAUGCCUUUGGGAAAGCUUAGUAAGAGGCAAAUCCAGAGUGCAUAUUCUAUCCUUAAUGAAGUUCAACAGACAGUUUCUACUGGAGGCACAGAGUCACAAGUACUGGAUUUAUCUAAUCGGUUCUAUACCCUGAUUCCCCAUGACUUUGGUAUGAAGAAGCCUCCACUUUUAAAUAAUUUGGACUAUAUACAGGCCAAAGUUCAGAUGUUGGAUAAUCUUCUGGACAUAGAGGUUGCUUACAGUCUUCUCAGAGGUGGUGCAGAAGAUGACAAUAAAGAUCCUAUUGAUAUCAACUAUGAAAAACUAAAAACUGUGAUAGAGGUUGUUGACAGAAAAUCUCAUGAAGCUCAAAUCAUUCGGGAAUAUGUCAAGAAUACUCAUGCUGCAACUCACAAUACUUACACACUUGAAGUUGAAGAUAUUUUUAAAAUAUUACGUGAGGGUGAGUACCAGCGAUACAGGCCCUUCAAAGAUCUUCCCAACAGACAGCUGCUUUGGCAUGGUUCCCGCACCACUAAUUUUGCUGGCAUCCUUUCCCAGGGACUCAGAAUAGCACCUCCUGAGGCACCUGUAACUGGUUAUAUGUUUGGUAAAGGAGUUUAUUUUGCUGAUAUGGUUUCUAAAAGUGCAAAUUACUGCCAUACUUCUCAAGCUGAUCCAGUAGGUCUCAUUUUGCUAAGUGAAGUUGCUCUUGGAAACAUGUAUGAACUGAAGCAAGCUGCUCAUAUUACUAAGCUACCUAAGGGUAAACAUAGUGUGAAAGGCUUGGGUAAAACAGCUCCAGAUCCUAAGGCAACGAUUAAUUUGAAUGGAGUUGAUGUUCCCCUUGGGAAAGGAAUUAGUACUAAUAUUUCUGACACCAGUCUGCUUUACAAUGAAUAUAUUGUCUAUGAUGUUGCACAAGUCAAUCUUCAAUAUCUGGUGAAGAUAAGAUUCAACUACCAUUCAUCUCUCUGGUAAACGCCUGGAAAUGUAUCUCACAAGGUUCUAAUGUUCAUUUACUUUUUGGACAAACAAAAUCUUUUGUUUUGUUGAAAAAUGCUUAAUUUUUGUAAUGCAACUUUAUAUUAAUUCCAAUAAAACAUUCAUUAUGCUGUCACACAA
This is a messenger RNA of Polypterus senegalus (gray bichir), 3271 nucleotides long. It is a transcript of the gene parp1, whose product is annotated as poly (ADP-ribose) polymerase 1. NCBI's taxonomy places the organism in Eukaryota, Metazoa, Chordata, Cladistia, Polypteriformes, Polypteridae. Gene Ontology annotation, molecular function: NAD+ poly-ADP-ribosyltransferase activity; zinc ion binding; DNA binding. The coding region runs from base 101 to 3127 and encodes 1008 amino acids. The transcript has 23 exons. The record is from RefSeq and is a predicted model, not a curated record. Gene Ontology annotation, cellular component: nucleus.